This is a messenger RNA of Entamoeba nuttalli P19, 618 nucleotides long. Its product is annotated as Rab family GTPase. The transcript is spliced from 2 exons. NCBI's taxonomy places the organism in Eukaryota, Evosea, Mastigamoebida, Endamoebidae. Gene Ontology annotation, molecular function: GTP binding; GTPase activity. The record is from RefSeq and is a predicted model, not a curated record. Bases 1 to 618 code for a protein of 205 amino acids.
AUGGCUGAAGAAAAAGAUUACCUUUUUAAACUUCUUCUUAUUGGUGAUUCAGGAGUAGGAAAAUCUUGCUUAUUGUUAAGAUUUGCUGAUGACACAUAUACUGAUACUCAUAUUGCUACAAUUGGAGUAGAUUUUAAGAUUAAGACUGUUCAAAUAGACGGUAAAAAUAUUAAGUUACAAAUUUGGGAUACUGCUGGACAAGAAAGAUUCAGAACUAUUACUUCAUCUUACUAUAGAGGUGCUCAAGGUAUUAUCGUCGUCUAUUCAGUUAUUGAUCUACAAACAUUCCAAAAUGUUAGACAAUGGUUACAAGAAAUUGAAAGAUAUGCUUCAGAAACAGUUAUUAAAUUACUUAUUGGUAAUAAAUGUGAUCUUGAAGAUGAAAGAGCUGUUACUGUAGAACAAGGACAAGAACUUGCUAAUUCAUUGAAUGUAUCAUUCAUGGAAGCCUCUGCUAAGAAAUCAUUAAAUGUUGAUGAAUUGUUCAUUAAAAUCGCUACUGACAUUAUGAAGAAUAUUCAACCUGCUAAUACUUCAAAACCAAGUGAGCAAGCUGAUCUUAAGAAAGGUGGGUCUGAUAAAAAGAAGGGUGGUAAAGGUUUCUGUUCUCUUAUUUAA